AUGGCUGUCGACAGUUCGUCAAUGGAGAUGGAUCGACGAUCGCAAAUUCGACUCCUUGUCAUUGGUGGCGUUCUCUCGUUUACCUCAAUUUUUCAGAUGGGCUACGCAACAGCCUACCCGAACACGUCAAUCGACACUUUCCGCGAUUUUCUUAAUGUGACUACAAAAGAAUAUGGACUUGAACUGACUGAUGCGAAAUUCUCUUGGCUUUGGUCGGCUUUACUUGACACGUGGUUUAUCGGCUUUUCAAUUGGAAGCUGCUUGUCACCGAUAAUCGCUGAUCGAAUUGGGAGAAAAAGUGGUCUCCUUGUUGGAAACAUCGCAAACACGAUCUCAGCCCUGAUCUCCUUUCUCGGAAUUCUCUUCAAUUCGAUCAUCGCUUUCACCCUUUCGCGUCUCUUUUUCUCCCUCUCGGCGGCCAUUUCAAUGAACUCUCUGAUCCUUCUACUACAGGAAAGUUCUCCAGUGUCUAUGCGUGGAUUGAUGUCAUUUUAUGCAGAAAUGGCUUUCGUUGUCACGAAUCUUGUUGGAGGAAUGGCCGGGAUGAGGAGUUUACUGGGAACGAAUUUGCAUCUGUUGACUGGAGUAGCGGUGAUUGUUUCUGCUCUUUCCGUUCUUGUCGUCAUUCCCGUGGCCGAGAGUCCGAUCUUUCUGCUGGAAAAGCGAAAUGAUCGAGAAAAAGCCGAGAAAGCCACAUACUUCUAUCAAAGAAUCAAGCCUAAUAAAGAGAAUAAAACUCAAUUAGAAGAAAGCAAUGAAAGAGAGGGAAACGGAUCGCUGAAAGAGUUGCUUUCGACGCCACAUUUGCGUAAAGGUUUCCUUCUUGGUCUUUGUGCUUUACAAAUUGCCGUCUCAAUUUGGCCAAUCGUUUUCUUUUCCACCGAAUUUUUACGAAGGACUGGCAUCGAUGGUGAGCUUUCCGAAUUGAUUUCAACAAUCAUGCUCUUUGUCAGCACUCUUUGCACCUGUGUGGGAAUGAUUUUGGUGGAGAAAAUUGCGCGUCGAACGUUGCUCAUCUCAACAGCUUGCGUCAAUCUUGGCGCAUUGUUGCUGUUCGUGAUUUCAGCUGAGUUGACGCCCAUCUACCAAUCAGCAAACAUUGGUUGUAUUGUGGCUGUGAUGAUGCACGGUGGGAGUUACAGUGUUGGCCUGGGUCCAAUUGCUUGGUUUCUCAUCUCUGAAUUGAUGCCAUUAAGGGUUCGCGCCAUCGCUCAAUCCCUUGCAUUGGCCACAAAUCAAACAAUUGCUCUUCUCUUGGUGGCAAUCACUUUACCCCUUUAUGAUCAAAUUGGUGCUUGGACGAUUCUGAUUCUUUUUGUGUUCCCAGGAGUUCUCUGCUUUUUCAUCAUUUGGCGUCAUCUUCCUGAAACGAGAGCUCGAUCAAUUGAUGAGGUUAUUCAAUCGUUGAAGGGAGCACCACGAGAUUUUGUCGCCGUUGAAUUGGCAUCACCGAGAAAACAA
This is a messenger RNA of Mesorhabditis belari, 1461 nucleotides long. NCBI's taxonomy places the organism in Eukaryota, Metazoa, Nematoda, Chromadorea, Rhabditida, Rhabditidae. The record is from the annotation of a GenBank genome assembly.